AUGAAGGUUGCAACUAAACAGGAUAAGCCAUUUAAUAGAAAAUUUGGUAAUGCCAAACCAAAGGCUAAAAUGAAGCUGUCAAAGAAAAAACUGCCGAAAAGUUCUUCAAGUAAUCCAACAGUAAAGAAGUUUAGGGAAGCAGCGAAACGUUCUGCAGUUGGUGGACAUUUUCCAAAUAUUGGGAGUACGAAAGCCACGUUAAAUCAACAACUGGGUAAUGGACUUACUUUGGAGGCUCUGGAGAAGCACAAUGCUGCAAUAGGAGAAUUUACUGAAGCUUCAUUGCAAGAUGAUGCCGCAUCCAUAGGAGGAACAACUUUUAAUACCUGGGCCACAAACCUGACAGGAUGCACCAAUGUUACAUUUAAUCGUGUCCAUCGGUACAUUAAUUCAAGCUCUUCUGUACAGAAAGAGAUUUUAGCUGUUUUGGCAGCUGUAACAGAAGUUAUCAAAGAGAAAGGCGGAGAGGGCAAAGAUGUCCAGUAUUUUGGUGUUCUGGUGUCAAGUUUGCAAGAGGCAGAUAAAACGGAUACAAAAAUGGCAAUGGCUCAUUUGUUGAGCAUUGUUAUAAAGAAAGUCCCGCUAGCUGUUCUACAAAGCCGAUUCUCACAAGUGGUCAAGGUACUGUUAGAUGUCAUCACAGAUUGUGUCAAGCAGGAGACAUUUUCUCCUCUGAAAGCUGCCCUGUCAUGUUUAGCAAGUCUUCUUCGUGUUCAGGAUGUCAACAGAUGGACAGAACCGUCAACAGAACAUGCAUAUAGGGCACUUCUGGCCUUUGUCUCUCAUAGAAAACCAAAGCUGCGCAAAGCUGCCCACACAGCAGUGAAAAUAGUUUUGCGAGGCAGUUUGUUGAUGCAGCAGACACCGGCUCCUCCAUUUCAUCCAGCCGCACCGCUCACAGCUCAGCAUUGCCUCAAAUUGAUUGAGUCAUCCAAAGGACCAUCAAGUAAAGUUGAAAUUCUACACAUACUGUCAUUACUGAAGGACAUCCUCAGUCUGUGUCCGCACUCCAAUGUGAAGUCUUUGUGUGAAUCUCUGUUAAAGAUCAUGACAUUAACAGAUUUGGUUGUUCGUUCUACUUGUAUGGAGGUACUACAUAGAUUAUUUACUGCCAAGCCAACUUCUAAGAUCAUGCCUGCUGACAUGAAUGGCCAGAUUAUAACAGCAUUAUAUGACUACCAACCAUCAGAGAAGGAUGGCCAGCCUAUGAUUGCAUGGCUCAAAGUGAUGGAGGCAGCAGCAGUCAAUUUGGCCAGCCAGGAUGCAGAGCUGGGUAUUAACCAUCUACCACGCCUCUUCUCCACAUGCAUGACAUGCCUUCUCUCGGACCGACAUGAUGUGGCUAAGGCGGCAGUUGCCACCAUGAAGGCAUUACUCUUGGAGUGUUUGGAACCAAAUAAGGAAGUCAUCUUGGCAAAAAAGGCCAACAGUCAGACAGUGACUGCGCUGCAGAAAGUGAUGAAGUCUCUAGAGACAGGCUUGAGCUACCAAUUUCAUUCCAUGUGGGGUUUAGUGUUCCAGUUAUGGUCCACUGUCUUUUUGGCUGUUGGCAAAAUCAUCCCAGAAAUGCUGCUCAAGUGCUUGUCAUCAAUGGGCGACCUUCGUGACACACCUCACUUCUCCUACAAGGUGGAGAUGGACCAUGCCAUUGGCAGUGCAGUGAAGGCCAUGGGGCCACGAUUGGUGUUAAAAGCAAUUCCUUUGGGCAUUACGGGUGAUCACGACAAUUUAGAAUUCCCCCGAGCAUGGCUUCUGCCCGUCAUCAGAGACAACAUAACUCACACAGAACUUGGCUUCUUCACAUCGUAUUUUCUCCCAUUGGCCGCCAGGUUUAAAAACAUAGCUGAGGUCAGUGCCAGAAACAAUCAGAUUGCAAAGUCUAAAGCAUAUGAAACACUUCAGCUGCAGAUUUGGUCUAUGCUGAAAGGCUUCUGUGAUCAUCCCACAGACUUAAAACAGAGUUUCCAAGGCAUUGCAAAGACAUUAGGAACAGCUUUGAGCGACCGUGAAGAUUUAAGAAUGGAUGUUAUGAGUGCUUUGCGGUCUCUUAUCAUGUGCAGUCUCGAUUCAGAUUCUGAUAAAGCAGAGAUAGGAAGAUUUGCCAAAAACUUUCUGCCAAUUCUGUUUAACCUAUUUACAACACCUGGCCUCAAUGACGGAAUGCAUCUAGCAGUGUUGGAAACUGUUAAAAAAUACCUUUUGGUUUCAGACAGUAAACUGCUGUCUGCCUUCCUUGACAAAUGCUUGGAGAAAAUGGGAGAUUUGGAAGUGAAUAUUUACAGAAACAUAGCAUUGCUAGAUCUGGCCAUUGCCAUGAUUCCAUAUGCAGACCCUACAAGACUGAACCAGAUGUUUGAACUGGCCCUGCCACGAGUUCAGUCAGAUGAUAAGACCAUCCAGAAAAAGUCUUACCGUGUCCUUGAAGAAAUCUGCAGUGGAAAAACAGCUGGCUGUAGAGAUCUCUUGUCAUCCAACCUGGAUAAAAUCACUGAAACAUUGCUUCACUCCCUGUCAAAGUCCAGCCCAUCAUCUAAAGCUCCUCGGUUGCGAUGUCUCAUCCACGUGUACAAGAACUUGCAAGAAAAAAACAUGUAUAUAUUUAUGGCCACACUGCCGGAGGCCAUCUUGUGCACCAAAGAAAUAGGAGUGAAGGCCAGAGCUGCAGCGUAUGAGCUGAUUAUUGUAAUGUCUGAAACAUAUAUCAGAUGGCAUGGAGAUGUUACUGAGAAAGAAAGUUUAGGAGAGUUUGUCAACAAAGUGUUAGCUGGUCUAGCAGGCUCUCCCCACAUGAUCAGUGCUACACUGUUAGCCUUGACUCGCAUUGUAUACCACUAUAAAGAUAAAUUGGCUGGAGCCGUCCUGGAUAAUAUGAUUGACAGCGUCUGCUUAUUGCUGGCAUCAAAAACAAGGGAGAUUAUUAAAACUGCUCUGGGCUUUGUUAAAGUCAUACUUUCUGCCUAUGAAAACACGGUUCUGGCUGCACAUCUGAAAGAUUUGUUGAACAGCCUUCAUGAAAUUGCUGUGAAAGGCAAUAUGAGACGUUUAACGAAGAUCAUUUAUUUGAAACUGAUCAAGAGAUUUGGAUACGAAUUAAUCGUCAACUUGACACAAGAAGGAGUGCACAAACUGCUAAAGAACAUUCACAAAUCACAAGAAAGAGCCAAGAGAAAGGAGAAGGAAGAUGCAGGCAGUGAAGAUGAAGAUGAAGAAAGUGAUGAUGAAGAUCAAAUCACAGCACAACCUGAAAGCAUUGAUGACCUCCUCAAGGACACUGACUCUGAAAUGGAUGAUGAUGACAGUAAGAAAACGAGGGUGAAGAAAGGCAAGAAGAGACAUGGCAAGGAUGCCUGGCUGAUGGAGACUGGGGAUGAUGGAAUAGUCGACUUUAUGGACCCAACAGCAUCCAAGCAAGUCUUUGCAACCAAGCCAAAAGACAACAGUGGAGAUAAAAAGACAGAGGAUAAGGAAAGAGGUUUUAAGUUGUCUGCCGAUGGUAGACUUAUCAUCACUCAGGAUGAAGAAGAGAAGGAAAAAGGCCGUAAACGAAGCGGUAACGAGGAUGAUAAUGAGGAUGAGUUGGAAGAAUUGUUGGCGGCAAUGGGAGGUGAACUCAGAAACAAGACGAAGAAGCGAAAAAUGGAUGCUGCUGCUCCAGGUGAUAGUGAUGACGGAAAUGAACCUUCAACAUCAAAAUAUAAAGCUGGUGGCAGUGGCAUUCACAGGCCUACGGCUCAGGAGAGCAGACAACCGAAGGAAAAGUCUGCUGCUUUUGGGCAGGAUUACAGAGCAAAGAGAGCUUCAGGUGAUAUGAAAAAGAAAGGCCAACCCGAUCCUUUUGCCUAUGUGCCCUUGGACUUUAAAAGUCUGAACAAACGCAAGCAGAUGAAAGUCAAAGGGUCAUUCAAGAACCUGGUCAAAGGGGCCAAGAAAGGAGCAGCAAGUGGCAUGAAGUUUAAAGCUCGCCGAGGAAAGAAGCAGUAG
Candidula unifasciata is the source of this 3981-nucleotide messenger RNA. NCBI's taxonomy places the organism in Eukaryota, Metazoa, Mollusca, Gastropoda, Stylommatophora, Geomitridae. The record is from the annotation of a GenBank genome assembly.